AGCACGACCAUUUGCCGGUAGAUGUCGUGACGUGACACCCAUCGUUCCUGUUGACACAUCAUGGAGACCUUCUACAACCUUCCUUUCACAGUCCUUGUUUGUCCGAAUAUUAAGUUGAAGAAACCGGCAUGGCUCAGACAACCUUCAGCAAUGUUUAUGUUCACUUUAGUUUUACUAUCAUAUUUCAUGGUAACCGGAGGAAUCAUUUAUGAUGUAAUUGUGGAACCUCCUAGUAUCGGAUCAACAACAGAUGAAAGAGGAAACACAAAACCAGUGGCCUUCAUGCCGUAUAGAGUAAAUGGUCAAUAUAUAAUGGAAGGUUUGGCUUCCAGCUUCUUGUUCACCCUCGGAGGUGUAGGUUUUGUCAUCCUUGAUCAAACCAACAAACCAAGUUUGCCUCGUCUCAACCGAGUCCUUCUGUUUUCCGUGUCAUUUCUUACCAUUUUAACUUCAUUCUUCAUGUGUUGGGUGUUUAUGAGGAUGAAGCUGCCGGGUUACCUUGUGGCUUAGUGAAGAUUUAAAGUGAAUAAAUAUCAUUUGUAUUUGAUAAA
Molecule: messenger RNA, 551 nt
Organism: Octopus bimaculoides (California two-spot octopus)
Lineage: Eukaryota; Metazoa; Mollusca; Cephalopoda; Octopoda; Octopodidae
Product: oligosaccharyltransferase complex subunit ostc
Cellular component (GO): oligosaccharyltransferase complex
Source: RefSeq, a predicted model, not a curated record